AUGGCAAGCAACACAACCUCACCAAAGCACAUCCCUUUUAAAGACCUACCACUCCAUCCCGACCACCCUCCACAUUCAGCCUGGGGAGUCUGGGGCAAAGACGACCAACUAGGAUGUCUGAACCGUCUCACGCCAGAAUGCAUCAAGAAAGCCGCUGCCGAAGUCAAGACUGGCGUGUCCAUUGGCCUCAACUGGAGUAUGGAUGAGAUGCACGUCCCGCCAUUCUACCGCACGAGGUUGAAACACGAGAUCUUCCAGAUCGCCGAGAACUGUAAUGACGACCGCCUCGAAAUCAACACGCAAACCAGCACGCAGUGGGACGGUUUCCGGCAUUGGGCGUUCCCGGACGGUCGCUUCUACAAUGGCUUCACGCAGGCCGAGUUAAAAUCUGGAACGAGUCACCGGAACGGUAUUCAAGAAUGGGCGAAACGCGGCAUCGUCGGCCGCGGCGUCCUCAUCGACUACGUCGAACACGCCAAAUCCGUCGCCGAAGCCAGCGGGACUCCGGACUCGUACGACCCAUGGUCCGCCACUGCCAUCUCCGUGUCCACGAUCCAAGAGAUCGCAAAGAAAUGCAACAUCACCUUCGAGCCCGGCGACAUUCUUCUGAUUCGCACCGGCUUCGUGCAUCGCUACGAAAGUCUGUCCGAGGUCGAGUUGCAGGCUAAAAUGGCCGAUCAGAACAUGACCUACCCUGGCCUCAAGGGGUCUCUGGAGUCGCUGGAGUGGCUGUGGGAUACUCAAUUUUCCUGCGUCGGUGCGGACUCGCCCGGAUUCGAAGUUUGGAAGGGCGGUCUGGGCGUCAUGGAAUUCCGCAUGCACGAAACCAUCCUGUCCGGCCUCGGCCUGCCGAUCGGUGAACUUUUCGACUUGGAGGAACUCGCCCGCCAGUGCGCCAAGGAGAAACGGUGGACGUUCAUGUUCACGAGCGAGGUGUUGAAUGUCCCUGGCGGGGUGGCUAGUCCGCCUAACGCGUUGGCUAUUAUGUGA
This is a messenger RNA of Exophiala dermatitidis NIH/UT8656, 990 nucleotides long. RefSeq lists its product as uncharacterized. NCBI's taxonomy places the organism in Eukaryota, Fungi, Ascomycota, Eurotiomycetes, Chaetothyriales, Herpotrichiellaceae. The record is from RefSeq and is a predicted model, not a curated record. The transcript is spliced from 4 exons. Gene Ontology annotation, molecular function: arylformamidase activity. The coding region runs from base 1 to 990 and encodes 329 amino acids.